UCCAUUUGGCACAAAAAUCACUGAGAAAUCACCAUUUCGAUUUUAAAAAAUGAAUAACACAAUUUCACUCCCAUUCAGCGACUAAAGUUAAUGAACAGUAGCAAUUUUUCAUAGAGUGGAAAUAAAUAGCAGAAUGACUACCCCGAAAAAGGAAACAGCUCAAGACGUUAAACUCCACGAGCUUAUCUUGGAUUUACAGAAAAUUCCAACGGCUGAGGGAGAAGAACAAAGCAGAAGUGUUGGAAAAAAUGGAGAGGAUCCACGCGCAGCAAAAAGCCGCAACCUUUAGCAAGAGUAAACAGAAGGGAAGAGAGGAGAAAGCAGCGGCCGAGGCGAGUGGGGAGCCGGUAAAAAAGCCUGAGGAAAAACUCGGGAACACAACAGAGAGGAGAGUUCCCGGGGAAGAGACAACUCGUGUGAACCCACCAAAAGAGCUGGAACCAGUGGCUUCACAUUCAGCAUCAGUGAGGUCACCGCGUGCCCCGAGGAACGUUCGUGGGAGUGACAGUGAGUUAUCAGUUGAGAGAUUUGAUAGAAUGAAUCAGAGGCAUGAGGCAUGCACCAACUGCUGUGGGGGUCUCCCAGGACGUGGUCCAGGCACUGGGAGAAUUGGUGGAGGUGGUCAGUGCUGUGGUUCUCGUAAAGUGAACCUCUCUGAUUACGAGGGAGAGAGAUUAAGAGGCGGUGGAGACAAUGGUGAAUCACCACGUGAGAAAUCACCGGAGCGAUUCCGUGGUGGAUGUGGAAGUGGCUGCUUCCCACCAUCUCCACCGUGCUUUCAACUUCCUUGUGCUCAUCCACCACGGAAUUCGUCUUGUCCACCAACUCCACCAACGUGUUGGCGAUCACAUCGAUGGCAAACCACUUGCCAGAGCCAACGAAUUGGAAUGAGAGGGAAUACAAAGCCCAACUGUCCUUGUGGUAGCUGCGGUGGACCUGGGUGUCGUGAUAAUCCUGGAAGGACAAGUGAUUCUGGAUGCUGCAGCCGGGGACCAGCUGUUGGAGCUCCUUGCAAGUGUAAAUGCCAGUCUUGUCAGAGUUUCCAGCCCCAGGGCGGCUGUGGAGGCCAGUCCUGCGGUAAAAUGUACAGUUGCUCAGGUUCUGGAGGUGGUGGAUCUUGCUUUCCAAGAAACUACCGUAGACGAGAGGAUUCAGGGUGUUGCGGGGGCAGCAGUCCACAACACCGAAGUGGUUGCUGCUGAUGAGACUCAGUACACUCGGAAAACUUUCCUCAUAAAGCUGACAAUUCACCGAAAGUGAAAAGUUUACCGUUAAAUGGCACACAAAAACGUGGAAGCAUUGGGUCUCGAGUUUUGUUUCACUGUUGCUUUUCCAAUACCUCGGCUCAUAUCAUUGUGGGAAGAGAUUAUUCAGUGAGUGGAAGAACUUUCCGCUGUCGUCAAUCGGGGGCUGGUAUUUUUUGUUCUAAUAAAUUGGAAAUAAUUACAAAUAAUAUUUGGA
Molecule: messenger RNA, 1461 nt
Organism: Fopius arisanus
Lineage: Eukaryota; Metazoa; Arthropoda; Insecta; Hymenoptera; Braconidae
Product: keratin-associated protein 5-10
Exons: 10
Coding region: 249-1202 (317 amino acids)
Source: RefSeq, a predicted model, not a curated record